Messenger RNA from Ceratina calcarata, 541 nucleotides. RefSeq names its product treponemal membrane protein B-like. The annotation marks the transcript as partial. The transcript is spliced from 3 exons. The record is from RefSeq and is a predicted model, not a curated record. NCBI's taxonomy places the organism in Eukaryota, Metazoa, Arthropoda, Insecta, Hymenoptera, Apidae.
AUGUUUCGGUGGAUUGUAAACAAGUUUAAACGUGGCGAGGACCAGCAGACUUGGACCGCGGAGGAACUGGCCGCGGAGGAAUGGGCCGCGGAGGAAAGGGCCGCGGAACAACGCGCCGCGGAGGAAAGGGCCGCGAAGCAGUGGGCCGCGCAAGAGUGGGCCGCGCAAGAAUGGGCCGCGCAAGAAUGGGCCGCGCAAGAACGGGCCGCGCAAGAACGGGCCGCGCAAGAACGGGCCGCGGAGGAAAGGGCCGCGGAACAACGCGCCGCGGAAGAAAGGGCCGCGGAACAACGCGCCGCGGAGGAAAGGGCCGCAGAUGCCGCCAAAAAGGAGGAAAAAAAAAAGAAAGAGGCCAUGAGGCGGAUUAGAAAUAAAAUGAAGAAGAAGGAGGGUAGGAGAUUACGGGCCCAACAGCGGCCGUGGAUGGCCAGAGACCAAUCUUCACCAACAGCAAUCAUACAUGCCAUUAAACGUGCCACUACAUAUGCACGUGCCAAUACAAUGUUGCCGGCAAUGGCAACCACUACAGAAUUGCCUGCAU